UCACCUCAAAUCCCCACAGUCAAGACCGGCCCCAAGUAUCCUCAUAAAAACAGUGAGCAUGGCUAUCAAGAACGUCGUAAUUUUUGGUGCCACCGGCUACACAGGACUCAACGUGGUCAAAGAAGCCAUCAAGCAAGGUUUGAACGUAAGAACGUUCGUUAGGGAUCCAGAAAAGCUGCCAGAGGAUAUCAAAAACAAAGUUGAGCCUUUUAAAGGAGACGUUUUGAACUUGGACCAAGUUAGAAAUGCUGUAAAAGGCGAAGAUGCAGUGAUUGUGGCGCUGGGCACACGUAACAACGUUGCGGCAACAACCAUGAUGUCCGAGGGCAUGAAAAAUAUUUGCGUCGCUAUGAUUGAGCAUGGUGUGAAGCCCGUAUCAGUGUGCCUCUCAGCUUUCCUGUUUUUCCCAAUCGAGCAGUUGCCACCUCAGUUCAAAGCAUUGACGGAGGACCACAAAAGAAUGGACCAGGUGUUGAGAAAAAGCGGACUAGAUUGGAUUGCCAUCUACCCCCCACACAUUGCUGAUCAGCCUGGCACUGAUGGAAAAUAUGAGGUGAGUCAUGAGGAGGAAAACAGCACCAAGUUUAGAGGACGACGAGUGUCAGUUUACGAUUUGGCGCAUUUUCUCGUCAAGAGCAUUUCUUCACCCGAGCACUACCGCACGAUUUGUGGCAUUUCCUCAUGAAUGCAUUUAACUAUGUGAAAAAGCUAAUGAUUGUCUUUAUCAAGUUAAUUUAUAGAGGUAGUAUUUUUUGCAAAUAAAGAGUGUUUACCCCAAAA
Messenger RNA from Cloeon dipterum, 780 nucleotides. Its product is annotated as flavin reductase (NADPH). The transcript is spliced from 6 exons. The record is from RefSeq and is a predicted model, not a curated record. Bases 59 to 685 code for a protein of 208 amino acids. NCBI's taxonomy places the organism in Eukaryota, Metazoa, Arthropoda, Insecta, Ephemeroptera, Baetidae. Gene Ontology annotation, molecular function: biliverdin reductase [NAD(P)H] activity; riboflavin reductase (NADPH) activity.